UUAAGCCGGAUAGAGCGGGAGACAAUGGAUGGCAGGUCAUCAUGUUCGCCGGUGCUAGGGAAAGCAAACAACCAAUGUCAAUGUCAAUUUCAAUUCUCUCGUCAAAUGUUGGGGUUUCCCACUCAAGAAAAGAAAUCAAAAUCGAACAAACAAAGAAAAAAGAAUCCAACGGCAAAUUCGGUGGAUUGAAUUCCUCCUUUUCUUUCUUUCUUUCUUCCUUUUGAUUGCUUUUCUCUCUCUCUCUCUCUCUCUCUAUCUCUAUCUCUCUCUCUCUCUCUCUCUUCGCCAUUGACUUUACAGAUCUUCUCACUGCCAGUGGCAGCCAGAAAUGGUAGUCCAGUGGACUCGCUUUUCCUCAUUAUAUUUAGACGGAUGUGAAGCCGGAAAGGAGCAUUGUGUUGUUUCUAGUAGGAGGAAGAGAAGCGGAGAUGCUAGCGGCGGCGGCGGUGGUGCUGCUCGCGGCCGCAGAGUGGUGUGUGUGCGGUGGCGAGAUCGUAAAUGAGGCGUCUUUGAGCGGAUGGUGGGGCGGUUACCCGGAGGUGGUGCUCUCUCACUCGGAGUUGCCGGCGGCAACUUAUGUUAGGAGGCCGGCGGCCACCGGAGCUCUGAUGGUCAACCUCACCCUCAUUCGAGUUCGCGAUCCUAAAGAAUCAGAUGAAUCAUCAGCCGUCUGUUUGGAUGGAACGCCACCUGCUUACCAUAUUGAUCGUGGGUUUGGAUCUGGCAAAAACAAAUGGCUCGUCGAUUUGGAGGGAGGGGGAUGGUCUUCUACUCUUAGAGAUUGUAUUUACCGCAAAAGAACUCGCCAUGGUUCAUCGAACCUUAUGGAGAAGCAAAUACCCUUUACGGGAAUACUGAGCAAUCAACCUAAUGAAAAUCCAGAUUUUUUCAACUGGAACAGAGUCAGGAUUCGUUAUUGUGAUGGUGCAUCUUUCAGUGGGGAUGGUCAAAUUGAGAAUGCUCAGCUUUAUUUCCGAGGACAAAAUAUCUGGGAAGCUGCUAUGGAAGAACUAAUGUCAAUAGGCAUGCGCUCUGCUGACCAGGCUCUUCUUUCUGGAUGCUCUGCUGGGGGUCUAGCAUCCAUAAUACACUGUGAUGAGUUUCGGGAUUUGUUUCCAAAUACUACUAAAGUCAAAUGCUUAAGUGAUGCUGGAUUAUUCCUUGAUGUACUUGAUGUAUCUGGUGGGCGGACCCUUAGAGGUAUGUUUGAACAAGUUGUUAGCUUACAGGGAGUCCAAAAGAAUCUGCCUGAGACUUGUACCAGUCAUCAGAAUUCAACUUCGUGCUUCUUCCCUCAGAAUUUGAUUGCGAAUGUGAAGACUCCACUUUUUCUUCUAAAUGCAGCAUAUGAUGUGUGGCAGAUCCAGUCCAGCUUGGCUCCAAAAUCAGCUGAUCCUUUUGGACAUUGGAAAUCAUGCAAAUUAGACCACAAAAAUUGCAACCCGCCACAGAUAAAGAUUCUUCAAGGCUUCAGGAUGCAAAUGCGCAAGGCUGUAAAAAAAUUCUCAAUGUCUAGACAGAAUGGUUUAUUUAUAAAUUCUUGCUUUUGUCACUGCCAAACUCAGCGGCAAGAUACAUGGUUUUCUCCUGAUUCUCCCCGCAUUCAAAAGAAGACAAUUGCAGAGUCUGUUGGCAAUUGGUAUUUUGAUCGAGCACAUGUCAAUGUUACCGAGUGUCCAUAUGGUAAAGGCUGUGGUAAAACCUGUCACAACCUAGUCUUCAAGCGAGUGAAGUGAUGAUAUUGCCGCAGCUCCUAAUGCUUGGUCCUCAUACUUUGUAUUUUCAUUUUUAGUACCAUCCUUCAAAUCGUCAGUCCUAGUAAUUAUUAACAUUGAUUUAUUAGUAUAAUAUAAAGGGUUUUCGUGAAAAGUAUCUCUCAUUAUCACAAUCUUUCUGAUUUAUAAGUGAGUAUUGAAUCUCAAUAUAUUGAUAUUGGUCUUGUUUCAAA
Molecule: messenger RNA, 1948 nt
Organism: Malania oleifera
Lineage: Eukaryota; Viridiplantae; Streptophyta; Magnoliopsida; Santalales; Ximeniaceae
Product: pectin acetylesterase 12-like
Exons: 12
Coding region: 429-1736 (435 amino acids)
Biological process (GO): cell wall organization
Cellular component (GO): plant-type cell wall
Molecular function (GO): pectin acetylesterase activity
Source: RefSeq, a predicted model, not a curated record